AUGGCCUCCCUGAUCAUCCGCCAGGCGAAUGCGAAAGCUGUGUUUGCCCAUUUUAUGGUCACUAACUCAGAGAAUUACACACUUUCAAACUGGAACUCGGAUAUGACCAUGACCAAGGAUGCCCACAUCGAUGCAUUUGCCCUCAAUAUGGCAUGGAAAGAUGGCACCAACGAAGCUUCUGUGAAGAUGGCAUUCACCGCCGCCAAUACAGAUGUUGUGAUCGACAUGAUUCAGACUGCGAAAGAUCGGGUGACAGUCAAAGCGAAGACAAACUGUUUCUUAAUGCCAGACUGGUCUUCUGUCGGGGCUAAGCUAGCCGUCGCGUUAGCAAAUGGCGUGGCCGAUGGCUUGUUUAGUUGGUCUGCUUGGUCAUGGGGUAACCAGACUAUGGACACAUACGGCGAUGCCUCCUACCUACAGUACCUAGAUGGAAAGCCAUACAUGAUGGCUAUCUCUCCCUGGUUUUAUACCAAUCUUCCGGGGUAUAACAAGAACUGGCUUUGGAAGGGCGAUAGUCUUUGGUUUGAUCGGUGGCAACAGCUAUUCGCACUUGAUCCAAUGCCUGAAUUUGUCCAAAUCAUUUCUUGGAAUGACUAUGGCGAAUGCCACCAUAUCGGUCCGGUAAUCGGGAAAUCGAUGGCGGCAUUCGAGAUUGGCGAGUCGAACUAUAACUACGCAAUGGAUUAUCCACAUGAUGACUGGCGUGAAGUGCUGCCCUUUAUGAUUGAUUUAUACAAAACUGGAAAAUCAAGCAUGACAGACGACAAGGUUGUCUUCUGGUACCGUCCAAACCUAGUAUCUGCUUGUGCUACUGGCGGUACAACAGUCAGCACCGCCUCUCAAUUGCAGAUCGAGUUUGAACCGGUCAAUGUAUUGGAAGACCGGAUCUUUGUCAUGGCUUUGCUUCAGGAUGGGAACCAUGGGGUAAUAGUCGAUGUUAACGCAGAUGCUGGCGUCCUCGAGUGGGACUCCCGGCCGGAUGACGAGCUUGGACCUGGUCUUCGGUUCGGAAGCUACCCAGCAAGCCCUGGCAAAGUUAAGAUCACUCUGUAUAAAGGCGAUGUUGAGAGUGCCUCAGCCGUGGGUUGGGAGAUCUCUUCUCGUUGUGGAAAAGACAUCAACAACUACAAUGCAUGGGUGGGAAGCCUGACAGGGAAAUUCCAGACGGCCGGGUCCUAUAACACUGAGGUGGACCUAGCAGAUCAGGACGAUGUCGAUACUAGCGGCGUGAAAAUCCCCCCAAACCUGAUUUGGGCGACGGAUCCAACCGGGGCUCAGUGCGAUGCUAGCCAAAGAAAAAUAAUCGGAACAGAGUUUGGAUACGCAAUUGAAACGGUUCAAGCGGCACAGAAGUAUCUGCAGACGGGAGAAUAUUAUCAAACAUUCUUUGCGCCAAGUGUUCGAGCUCGACCGAACUUUGCCAAAGAAGCAGUCGCGGUCUACAGACGCAUUGAGGAAAUGCUCGAUGGAACAGCAAAUUUUAAGGUCAAGAUUACCUGUCAUUACACAAAUAACUUUCGCGAUAGAAAAGAUCUUGCCACUAUGAAUGCAUUACACAAAACAGUGAACAUCUGUGAGAGAUUCUUUCGAAGCGAGAAGAUGGCACCUACCAGUGAAAGAAUCGCUCAGAUUCCUCCCACUAUCUUGGAAGCUCACCAUUCGCUCUCAACCAUUAUCGUGCAUGAAAUGACUCACACCAAAGCUGCAUUUCUUCCGCCGUCCGAUAAAAGUACCUUCAAUGGCAGAGAUUUCAUAGCCAGAGACUUUACAUAUGGCCCAGAUGGCUCAGAUGGACUUUGUUCGCGCGAACUGUCAGGAGAGAAUGCCGACAAUUGGGCCUUGAUCACAGCUGGUAUUUAUUUCAGUUGGAAGUGCAAGACGACCAUACCAAUCCCAUCCACCGGUCCCUCCACAACUGAUGCUGGGUGCACGCAAUACAACGACGUUAUAAUUGAUCAAAACGAUGGAGAUGGGUUUGAGCCCACGGGGAUGGUUUCAUUUGGUGAUUCCUUCGCUGCGGGCAUGGGAACCGCCAAGGCAACGGGCGACAAAUGCCGUGUUGGUUCAAACAACUAUGGAACACUGUUGAACAAAUACUUGGGAGAGGAAAUACCCUUUGAGAGGAAGGUGUGCUCGGGCGAUACAACAACUGGGCUUGAACGUCAGAUCAAGGAAUGGAAGAGCCAAUCCACUGCGAGCUUUGCCACUUUGACUAUGGGAGGUAACGACAUUGGUUUCAGCGAUAUUGCAUUGUCCUGUGUUGUGCAACCUUGGAGUUUGAGAUCACUCGGCAAAUAUCGAGAACUAUGUCUUGAGUCCGAGCAUAAAGCUGGCAGUCUUUUGAAUGAUCAAGGGGAAACCGGCCUGCGACACAAGCUCAAAACGCUCUACAAGAGUAUCCUCGACAAAGCAGAGAAAACAGAAUUCAAUCUAUUUGUCACUGGCUAUAUCGGAUUCUUCAACCAGGAUACCAUUGACUGUGACCAGAGCUCCUUCGAUUAUUGGAAGUCUGACUACCAACCUUCCGGUAAUCGUGUUAUGCUCACGCGUGACCUACGCACAGAACUCAACGUUCUAGUUGGUCAAUUAAACAACAUGAUUGAAGACGCUGUCAGAGACGCCAACGCUAAAGCCAAAACAACCCAGGUCCACUAUGUCGAUGUGCAGAAGAGGUUCGACUCACACCGCUGGUGUGAACAAGGCUCUUGGCACGAGCCUGAUUCUAGUGUCCCAAGCACAUAUUUCUUCCUGAGCUCUUGGCCAGAUCUUCCCUUGGAGAACGAAGUUGCCCAGUCGUCCAACUCCGAUGAUAUGGCUGCUCUGAUGCAGGCAGGGUCCAUCAAUCUCCCGAACUCCUCAAAUUGCAACGCAUCACUAGGCUCUGAUCCAGACCCGUAUGUAAAGUGGUUGUGUAUGGUCUCUGUGGAGAUAGAUGCGAAUCCAAAUGGUGAAUGGGCCCAGGAUUAUGCGAAGGCCACACAGGGUAUUGCGAACGGGAAUGUGAAUGUUAAGGAGAUUAACAUGUUCUACCCUACCUCACAGAUCAAAGCCUUCCAUCCGCGCAGUCCUAGUAUGGCAUUAUACCGUGAUGCUAUCCUGGAAAAAAUCGACGCCGUGUAUGAACCUAAAUAG
Molecule: messenger RNA, 3132 nt
Organism: Penicillium expansum
Lineage: Eukaryota; Fungi; Ascomycota; Eurotiomycetes; Eurotiales; Aspergillaceae
Product: glycoside hydrolase family 71 protein
Exons: 6
Coding region: 1-3132 (1043 amino acids)
Biological process (GO): triglyceride catabolic process
Molecular function (GO): triacylglycerol lipase activity; glucan endo-1,3-alpha-glucosidase activity; metallopeptidase activity
Source: RefSeq, a predicted model, not a curated record